UUCGUUCUAAUUUUUUCAAACAACUCUUAAACCCUAAUUAUCUUCAAGCAGCCACACACAGACCUCCGAAUCUUCCUCCUUCGCUAGCUAUGGAGUUUUGGGGUAUUGAAAUUAAGCCAGGGAGUCCCAUCAAGGUCGAACUAGAAGAGGGGUAUUUGAUCCAUGUCUCUCAGGUUACACUUGGUGAUUCGAAGAAGGUGAAAGAUGAGAUUGUUUCCCUCUAUGUGAAGGUUGGUGAUAGUAAGCAAAAGCUAAUCAUCGGAAACCUCUCGCAGAAGAUUCCUCAAGCUUCUCUCGAUCUCAUUUUCGAACGAUAUUUUGAGCUCUCUCACGAGUGCAAAAGCAGCAGUGUCUUUGUUCUUGGUUACAAGACCCUUGAUCCUAAUGAUGAGCAGCUUGGUUCUGAUAUUGAUUCAGAUGAAGAGGAAAUUCCCAUGGAUAUGUUUCAAAGUGAAUUGGAGAAAUCAAACGCCAAUGGUGUGAAUGGUCAAAAGGCUAACCUUGAAGCUGAUGAAUCUGACUCUGACGAAGAAAAUGAAUCCGACUCCGAUGAGAUGGGUUCGGAUGAUGACUCAGAUGAUGAAGAAAAUGAAGAAGAAGCACCUUUAAAGGUGGAGCCUCCGAGCAAGAAGAGGCCAAAUGGUGGAGCAAUGAACAACACAAAUGCAUCAAAGAAAGCCAAAGUUGCCCAAAAGCCAUCAGGAGGGCAUAAGGGACAUAACUGCGGCGGUGUUCAUCCUCCAAAAAGAAACUAGAUAAUGAGCCAAAGUCACAUUUUUUAUGAAAAAUUUUGAGUUUUUUUUUAAUUUCUCUUUCUAAAUUUUGAUAGUUUUUACCUAUUGGUGAAAUGUUGAGUGGGUGGUGACUUCGUAAGGUUUAAGGUUCUUGAAAAUUUUGGAUUGUUAAAUCAUUAAAAUAUAAUAUAUUUUAUGUUGUCGUUUGA
Molecule: messenger RNA, 943 nt
Organism: Eutrema salsugineum
Lineage: Eukaryota; Viridiplantae; Streptophyta; Magnoliopsida; Brassicales; Brassicaceae
Product: histone deacetylase HDT4
Exons: 8
Coding region: 90-755 (221 amino acids)
Source: RefSeq, a predicted model, not a curated record